Molecule: messenger RNA, 2717 nt
Organism: Phascolarctos cinereus (koala)
Lineage: Eukaryota; Metazoa; Chordata; Mammalia; Diprotodontia; Phascolarctidae
Source: RefSeq, a predicted model, not a curated record
CAGCAGAAAGUCCAGGCGAGGCCUCCACCCUCCCGCCUGCUGUGGCCGCCCCUUGCCCUCCAUUUCCAGGAUGCCAGCUCCCCGCUUGGUCUGAGGGCCGGUCCUCCCGCCCCACCCCCUGCUGCCCUUUGAGCUCCAGCAGGUUUCCCUCUACCAGUAUAAGCUGGCACCUUUCCUGCUGUUUGUAGCCUUAUCCGGUGGCCUGGGGGUCUCCUGGGCAAGUCUGGAAGCCACGAGGCCGGCUCCCUCUCCACUCUGCUACCCUCGCCUCACCUCAGCGGCUCCAGCGGCCCCUCCAGCAAAGCCCCCAGCAGCCAGAUUCCCCAGGGUUGUUCCUCUCUGGUGCUUCUAGUCCUCAGGAGCGUCACCGUGACCUCCUGCUACCAGGGGCGUGGGCGCUGCCUUCACCUUCCGCCUUCUACUGUGGGCUCAAUUAGCAGCAUUACCAUCCUGCCAUCAUUCAGUCACUCAGUCCACAAGCAUCUCUUAAAACACCUGCUGUGUGCCAGGCACUGUGCUGAGCUCUGGAGAUGCAAGGCCAGGCAAAAACAGGCCCUGCCCUCAAGGAGCUCACAGUCUAGUGGGAGCAACACCAUGUAAACCAGCUACCUGCAAGAUAUAUACCGAAUAGGUGGAAGAUAGUUUCAGAUAAUAGCUAGCACGGGCAACCAGAACAGGCCUCCACUUGUUUUCAUUCAUUCUUUCAUUCAUUCAUUCAUUCAUUCAUUCAUUCAUUCAUUCAUUCAUUCUCCUCCUCCCCUGCCCUGGCUUGUGGCCACCUCCAAGUCCUGAGGCAGUCUCAGCCGGCUGAGUUCCCAUACCUGACUUAGUGGGCUCCUAAUUGACAAAUAGCCUUCUUAAAUCAGUCUUUCCUGUGCUCAUCUACUCGGUUAUGCAGAGGGCUUGGGGUAAACUGAAAGCUCUCUAGCUGUGAGUGAUUUCUAGGGCUGGACUCCCAGGCUGGCUGAGUAGGCAAGGACCUGACCUGAGCUAGCCCAACUCCCUCUUGGAAGUGACCAGCAGAGAAGGAAAAUGACCUGGCCAAGGUCACGCAGCCUGCUCAGUUCCAGUCCUGUAUGCCAACCCUUAGGACCAGCCAGUGUACACCACUAGGGACUUCCCUGCCUCCAGCCUCCCUGAGAGCCCCGUUGGACGGUCAUUGAUUAAAGCACCUGUCUGAUGCCCAGCGUCUCGCCAUGUGCUGGAAACCCCAAGACGAACCCUGAGUUGGUUCUGCCUUGGACUUUGGCCGGAUGGCCAGGGCAGCGGAGGAAUGCACACUGGGUGCCGGCAGGCGAGGCAGGGGGAGCAGCCUUCGCAGAGGAAGGUCGGAAGCAGGAGGGUGGCCCUUGGGAGGGGCGGGGAUGGGAGACGCGCCUGCACAGGGGGCUUUCAGCGUGCAUCUUAGGCCGGAGGCAGCACGGGGCCGACCUGGCCUUCAGGAAGGUCACCGUGGCUGCCGUGAGAGGAGGGAUUGGAAGGGGCAGCACCCGCCGGGAGGCGGGCCGAGGGACCGCUGCAGCCCAGAACCCCGGUGCCGGAGGGGACCCGACGCGGAAUGGGGUGGACUCAGCGCCUGGCCGGACAGGAAGGAGGGGACGCAGGGACCGGAGGACGACCCUGAGGCUCUGCCUGGCUAUCCUUGGAGCAAACGAUGGCCAGCGAGGCAGACUGAUGGCCCAACUGGGAGACCUCCGUGGGACCACCGAUGGCCAUGCCCAGCCUUUACCCAGGUCGCUUGCCCUGUCUGAUGCUGGAUUUGAACCCAGGUCUCCCAGACUCGGAGUGGAGCCUUCAGCAGGACAGGCUGUGUCUCAGAGCGGGAUGAGAUAAGGACGAGUAGCCGACCCAGAGAACCGUGACUGCCCCCGGGGGAGGGGGCAGGGAGGGCCCCUCGGACGCCCCAGGGCGUCCGUGCCCUGGCCGCAGCGCCCCCUCCCCAUCAGCGCAGGCUCCCCGCGGAGCUGCGGCUCCGCAGAAAUACCUGGGGGCGGGGGAGCACAGCCGGCUCGGCUGUCAGGCAGCCUGGAUUUCUAUUGGCUGGGACGCUGUCUCCAGGCCCUCAGCCGGCCAAUGAGCGGCAGACCCAUGGAUUCCAGCUGCAUCUUCCUCUUCCCCCCUCCCUCCCUUUGCUGGGGCCGCCAGAGGCAGACAUUGAUGAUGGGUGGUUAAGGCUGGGGGUGUCUGGACCUAAGCCUCAGGAAAAUCCUUCCAGUAACUACAGAGAAGAGCUUGGAGUUGAGGAUGGGAGACCGAUUAGAAAGUGAUGGCAUGGUGAGGAGAGGGGGACUCAUCUGUCGGGGGUGAGCCCUGGACUGGAAGGCUCCCCCAAGUGCCUCCUGAAGCUAAAGAGCCCUUUGGAAACCCAACAGUCAGGCAAUCAACUUGGCUCUGUUGGUCAGCCCAGCCCCGCUGCUCUGGAAUGGGUGAAGUUCAGGGCUGUUAAGAGCUGUGACUUCACUCUCUGCUCUUGUCACUCAAGAAACCUCCAUCAGCUGCUUAAGGAAACCUGUCCCUUUAGCAAGGAACAGAGCCUCGAUGGUCAGGAGGUGGCGUGAAUGCAUUGGGCCUCCUUCCCUGCCUGGCCGCUGCCUAGCCCACCCUCUGAGUAGACUGUUACAUUUUGGCCCCCAAAGAGGUGGACUCUUAACCCUUUGCUUCGAUAGGACCAGGCAGGCUGCUGCCUUCCCCCUGACGCGGAGGCUUUGCCUUGGGCA